Molecule: messenger RNA, 4698 nt
Organism: Suillus bovinus
Lineage: Eukaryota; Fungi; Basidiomycota; Agaricomycetes; Boletales; Suillaceae
Product: TPR-like protein
Exons: 6
Coding region: 487-4698 (1403 amino acids)
Molecular function (GO): protein binding
Source: RefSeq, a predicted model, not a curated record
UCCCGUUGACUCAUCAGUGCUGCAUGAUAUAGAUGAUAUGUGCAUGCUGUGGUUCCCCCCUUUAUUAUAAUCCAUCAGGACUUCACAGGUACUGCAGUAUUUCGUGGCCUCCAGCAUACGUCUUACCCUCAAGCGUCAGUUUGAAUCCAUUCCUCAGCCAUCCAUAUGGCCAGUCCUCGACGUGCCACCUUCGAGUCUUCAAACUCACCAGAAUCAGACUCUGAUUCAGAAUUUUCUUCAGUGUCAUCACAUAAAACUUCUUCAGCUCCAAUGGAGAAAUCUACUCCCGGUACCGAGCCCUUGAAAGGGAUAAAAUAUGAGCAUCAGUCGUCAGGCAACAAUGAUGACAACACGACAAAGAGUUUAGAAUGUCUACAAUCAUAAGUCGUGGUGUUAUAUAAUACAUGUAUGGACUUUAAUUUCGCGUUUUCAGGCAAAUAAAGGGAAAGUAAGUAUCUGAAGCACUGAUCAUCUAAAUGCUUGACAAUGUACGUAUUGUUUAGCGAGGAGUCAAACUACCCAGAACGCACCCAACACCUGGGAGAGAUACACUUCGGUAGAGUACAACAAGUCAUCAUUACUGCUAUUCGGGCAACUUAUAUCACUCUUGGUCUCCGAUGGAUCCCCGCUGGCUUCCAUGCAGUGGUCAAGACCGACGGUGCAGAAUACCAGACAAGCAAUAAAUCUGUGCACGUAGACCAGGCUAUUGUCGAAUGGCAUGAGCGCAUUCUUCUACCAGGGGAGCCAUCCUCUAAAAUUCGAGUCAGCAUAUUUGCAUCAUUUGAAUUGGGUCCCAUGCUCUGUCACGGCGAACUCCUCCGCACAUUCGAGAUCUCUGUUGGAGAAUUAUUGGAUCGUAGUGAAUCGUCGCACCCAAUAAUCUUCCAGCCAAAGCAGGAGGAAGUCGUAUCUGCUUGUGAUUCACUGUCCAUGAUAGUGGAGCGGCAACUUUCUGAUCAAACUGAUGCCGCAGUUCUUUGCCCUCUUACUACCCUUACAUCUCGCAAUAUGGAUGUGUUAGCACUAAGGACGGAUGCCGGGCAUCGUCUUCUCGCACGAUACCACAGGACGCAGAACAGUAGAGAUCUCAACCAAUCCAUAAAGCACUUCGAACGCGCCUUGAAUCUCUGCCCCAUGGACCAUCCCUGCCAUCCUGCAGCACUGUUCAUUUUAGCCACCACAAAGUUUAUUAGUUGCCAAGCUAACGGAACAUACGUCGACCUCGACGUACUUAUCCCUCUUUUUCAAGAAGCACUUGAUUUACGUCCCAUGGGUCAUCCUGACCAACCUAUCACCCAACUUCAUUUUGCCAUCUCUCUGUUGUCGCGCUUCGCAAAACGAGGAUUUCAAACUGAUGCCGACAUGGCUGAAGAGUUACUGUGCGAAAUCCUCGAUGUCUGCCAUGCCGACAGCCACAUUUACAGAGCAGCUUUGAUUGCAAUCGAAACAUUCGCUCUGCAUUCUGCUGGAAGCAUUGUUGUGAAUGAUCUUGAGCAGGAGCGGCCCGCCACAUCCAUGCUUCUGUUAGCGCCGGAUCAACUUGCUGAUCGAGCAAAGCGGUGUAUGCAGAGAGAUGUUGAACCCCAUGAAUUAGAUGAAGUAAUAUCUUCUCAUUAUAAUGCUGUGGGAUACUAUAACACCGGGCAUGCUUGCCGAUGGCAAUUGCUGUGUAAUCUUGCUGCCAUGCUGCACGCUCGCUUCAAGCGUCGUGGCGGUGACAAGGACUUGGAUCAGGCUAUCGCACUUUACAAGGAAGUGCUGGCUAUGUGCCCAGUCGGUCACACAGAUCGGACCGUGCCAUUAAACAACCUUGCAAAUGGACUUUCCACGCGCUUUGAGCACCGAGGCAACGACAAAGACCUAGAUCAGGCUAUCACGCUUCAUAGAGAAGCACUGGCUUUGCACCCAGUCGGUCACCCAUAUCGGUUUGCGUCAUUGAACAACCUCGCGAAUCGACUUUCCAUCCGCUUUGAGCACCGAGGCAAUGUCGAAGACUUGGAUAAGGCUAUCGCACUUCACAAGGAAGCGCUGGCUUUGUGCGCUGGGGUUUUCACAGAUCGGUCAAUGUCAUUAAAUAACCUUGCGAAUAAACUGUCCACCCGCUUUGAGCACCAAGGCAAUGCCGAAGACUUGGAUCAAGCUAUCGCACUUCACAGGGAAUCGCUGGCUUUGCGCCCGGUCGGUCACACAGAUCGGUCCAUAUCAUUAAACAACCUUGCAAAGCAACUCUUCAUCCGCUUUGAGCAUAGAGGCAACGACGAAGACGUAGAUCAAGCUAUCGCACUUUGCAGGGAAGCGCUAGCUCUGUGUCCGGUCGGUCACACAUAUCGGUUCAUGUCAUUAAACACCCUCGCAACUCAACUCUCCACUCGCUUUAAGCACCAAGGCAACGACGAAGACUUAGAUCAAGCUAUCGCCAUUAACAGGGAAGCACUGGCUCUCUGCCCGGUCGCUCACACAGGUCGCUCCCUGUCAUUGAACAACCUCGCGACUGUGCUCUCUAUCCGCUUUAAGCGCCGAGGCAGCGGCGAAGACUUGGAUCAAGCUAUCACACUUCAUAGGGAAUCGCUAGCUUUGCGCCCUGUCGGUCAUAUAGAUCGGUCUAUGUCAUUGAAUAACCUUGCAAAUCAACUCUCCACCCGCUUUGAGCAGCAAGGCAACGACGAAGAUUUGGAUCAGGCGAUCACACUUCAUAGUGAAGCACUGGCUUUGCGCCCAGUUGGUCACGCAGAUCGGUCGAUGCCAUUAAAUGACCUCGCAAAUCAACUUUCCACGCGCUUUGAGCGCCGAGGGAAUGAGGAAGACUUGGAUCAGGCUAUUGCACUUCAUAGAGAAGCGCUGGCUUUACGGCCAGUCGGUCACACAGAUCGCUCCAAGUCAUUAAAUAAUCUUGCGUCUGGACUCGUCACCCGCUUUGCGCACAAACGCAAUAGAGAAGACCUCGACGAGUCACGAGAGCAUCUAUGCUGCGCAUUGACUCUGUUGACGCAACAUGAUCCUCUUCAAUUAUUGGUUCAUCAGUCGCUAGCUGCGGUUCAUCUAUCAUUCCUUCAAUCAGGGCUUGAUGGCACUGGCGUGGGCGAAGAUAUGAACAACCUGAAUGCUGCCAUGUAUCAUUUCAAAGCAGCAGCAAAUGUUGUCUCUGGAGGCUUACUGCAUCGCCUGCAAGCAAGUCUGAGCUGGGCUCGUUAUGCUGAUAAUUAUUCACAUGAUACUCGACUGGAGGCUUAUGCAACUUCUAUGCAACUUCUGGACGCGCACACGUCUGUGACAGCUUCGGUAUCAUCUCGUCGUGAUGCCAUAAAGGGAUCCCCAUGUACCGUAAUCGGUGUGCUUGCUGCAUCAUGUGCUCUUCACAGUGGUGACGUGCAUCGUGCUGUUGAAUUUUUGGAACAAGGCAGAACCGUCAUCUGGACUCAGAUGAUACGCCUUCGCACGCCUCUUGACAGGCUCCAGACUUGCGACGAUCAUGCAGCGACUCUGAUGAAGAGAUUCAGAGACCUCAGCUCUAUCCUUGAUAAACCUCCUGCGAACCAUUCAAAAGAGACCUCAAGAGCCGAUGUAGAAGCAGAAGAAAUCCGGUAUAGAUGUCUAGUGGGGGACUGGAAUGGAACUGUAGAAGAGAUCCGGAAGAUCGACGGCUUCUCUCACUUCCUACUCCCCCCUAUGUUCUCUGAUCUUCAAGAUGCAGCUCAUGAUGGGCCUAUCAUCAUGCUCAUCGCAGGCGCACCGUCUUGCAAUGCCAUUAUUAUCCCGCACAAGCAACCUCCGAUUAACAUUCAACUCCAUACCGAUUUAUCAAAACUCACCAAAUUGGUAUUCGCAUUCCAAAAUGCAGUUGAAAAAGAGGCCGGUCCCAAAGGGAGCCAAACAGCGCUGAUAAAAGCUUUGAGGGAGUUGUGGGCUGACGUCGUUCCCGAAUAUGGUGGUGUCCGACGUGUUUUUUUCAAUUUCAUGCCGUUGCACGCUGCUGGCGAGUACAGGGCAGAUGGAAAGUCCCUUUCGCAGCAGUAUAUCUCUUUAUACACGCCAUCUCUCACUGCGCUGAUCAACGCUCGCAGAAGUCAUGACAGACCCCCGUCGGCCCCCUUUGUUGCCAUUGGUCAGAAUCGCCCAGCCGGUGCCUUGUUCACUUUGGAUGCUGUAGAGCCUGAGCUGGAAUUGGUGCGGAGACUUUUGCCCCCUCCCCCAACAGUUUCCUUCUCUAAGUUAACCAGUGUUGAUGCCACGAAAUCGAGAGCACUGUGCGCAUUACAAGACAAUACUUGGCUUCAUUUCGCGUGUCAUGGGAAACAGAAUCACGAACCCUUCGAAUCGGCGUUUCUCAUGCGCGACCAGCCGCUUUCGCUCCUCGACAUCACUCAAAUGGAUCUUUCUCAGCAUCAAUUUGCAUUUCUUUCUGCCUGUGAAACCGCAGUCGGUUCCCAGAGUACGCCCGACGAAGUGAUACACCUAGCGGCAGGCCUGCAAUUUGCCGGGGUUAGGAGUGUCAUUGGGACAUUAUGGAAGGUCAACGACAGUACUGUGCAGCGCUUAGUUGAAGCAUUCUACCAAAACUUUUGUGGGGAUGGAAAAAUGAAUCCCAAACGAGCUGCCUGGGCGCUGCACCAGGCAGUCCAUUCGUUGGCUUGUGACAAAGAAAUACCAUUGGACCAGCGCAUAGUGUUCAUGCAUAUCGGCAUAUGUGCGUACUUUUAG